Messenger RNA from Cavia porcellus (domestic guinea pig), 1151 nucleotides. It is a transcript of the gene Ccdc59, whose product is annotated as coiled-coil domain containing 59. The record is from RefSeq and is a predicted model, not a curated record. Gene Ontology annotation, cellular component: nucleus. The coding region runs from base 134 to 850 and encodes 238 amino acids. Lineage: Eukaryota; Metazoa; Chordata; Mammalia; Rodentia; Caviidae. The transcript is spliced from 4 exons.
CUCUGUCGGAAGUAGUACAAGCACCACCAGUAGAGCGCCGAGCCCGACUUCAGUAGGGCGAUCGAUUGAUUCAGCCUGGUGACGUAUAUCGGGCGAGUCCGCGAGGGUCCUCCGUCAAUGUAGUCUUUACAAGAUGGCGCCAGUGAGCCCGGCGGCGAGGUGGCGGACUAGUGGUUUAGGGGUGCGAGACGAAGGGGUUUCUUCGGUCGGACUCAAAAAUAAGAAUGUGAAACGGAGGUCCUGGUGGCCUAACCAUCCACAGGCCUUCGCGGGAAGCGUCCGCGAGGGACAAGGCUUUGCAUUUCGGAGAAAAUUGAAGAUUCAGCAAAAUUACAAGAAAUUACUAUGGAAGGAAAAGAAGGCUAGAACAUCACAGGAAUCUCAGUUCACAGAUCAGUAUCCAGAUCACUUGAAACAUCUCUACUUAGCUGAAGAGGAAAGACUCAGAAAACAGCUAAAAAAGGCUGAACAGCCUUUGUCAGAAGAAAAAGUCAACCAGCCUUUCCCUGGAGAACAGUGUAUAGUUGAGGGUGCUUUGUCUGAAGAUCAGGAUCAGCCUCAUCCAGAGCAAUGUAGCAAAACAGUAAGUUCCAUGACUGUUCCUAAGAAAAAGAAAAAGAAAACAUCCAAUCAAAAAGCACAAGAUGAAUAUGAGCAGAUACAAGCUAAGCGUGCUGCUAAGAAACAAGAAUUUGAGAGGAGAAAACAACAGAGAGAAGAAGCUCAAAGGCUCUACAAAAAGAAAAAAAUGGAAGUAUUCAAAAUAUUAAGCAAAAGGACUAAAAAGGGCCAACCAAACUUGAAUUUACAAAUGGAGUAUCUUCUUAAAAAAAUACAAGAAAAAAGCUGAAUCAGACGUUUUUGUCCUUUAGGAUAAAAAAUACCUGCUGAGUUUUUACAGAUAAGAAAUUGGUGGUCUCUGAAAGUGAACUAAAUUUGUCACAAAAACAUGAACUAAGCUGUACAAAUAUAUUUUUUCUCAUAAAAAAAUUUAUUAUGUAUAGCUGAUAUAAUAUGGUCGGUGUUAUAUUUAUUUGCCUCUGGAGAAAGAUUAGGUCAAAGCGCUUAAACCUAUUUAGAAGACAGGCCAAAGCCUAUAAUACUUUUGUCACAUGUCAGACUGAUACAGAAUAAAAAUUUUUGAAGAAAAA